Juglans regia (Persian walnut) is the source of this 1817-nucleotide messenger RNA. RefSeq names its product beta-glucosidase 12-like. Gene Ontology annotation, biological process: carbohydrate metabolic process. The record is from RefSeq and is a predicted model, not a curated record. The transcript has 12 exons. The coding region runs from base 10 to 1656 and encodes 548 amino acids. Lineage: Eukaryota; Viridiplantae; Streptophyta; Magnoliopsida; Fagales; Juglandaceae. Gene Ontology annotation, molecular function: beta-glucosidase activity.
AAACCCAAUAUGGCGAUGAAAGGGUACAUACUCAUAGGCCUUCUUGUUCUUGUUUCCUCUUUCGCCAAUACCAUCAAUGCCAUUGCUAUCACUCCCCAUUACGGCAUUUCUACACUAAACAGGACCAGUUUUCCCAAAGGUUUCACUUUUGGUGCAGGAUCAGCUGACUAUCAGGUUGAAGGUGCAACGCCGUUUUAUGAUGGCAAAGGAGAAAGUAUGUGGGAUUAUUACACCCACAAAUACCCAGAGAAAAUAGCGGAUGGCAGUAAUGGAGAUGUAGCUAGUGAACAAUAUCAUCGCUUCAAGGAGGACUUUGGGCUUCUGAAGGAUAUGAAUGGAGAUGCAUACAGAUUCUCAAUCGCAUGGACCAGACUGAUACCAACCGGAAAGAUUAGUGAUGGUGUGAACCAGAAAGGAAUCGACCACUACAACCAGGUCAUCAAUGAACUCCUAGCCAAAGGUCUUACGCCCUAUGUGACAAUCUUCCACUGGCACGUCCCAAUAGCUUUAGAUCAUAAGUAUGGCGGUUUCUUAAGUCACCGCAUUUUGGAAGACUUCAAGGACUACGCAGAGCUUUGCUUCAAGGAGUUUGGUGAUAGGGUAAAGCAUUGGACCACCGUAAACGAGCCUCAUAUGUUCACCAAUGGUGGAUAUGCAGCAGGGGUUUUAGCACCUUUCAGAUGUUCGAGCUGGCAAAACAUGAAUUGCACCGGUGGGGAUUCAGCGACGGAGCCAUAUACCGUCGCCCACCAUCUGCUUCUUGCUCAUGCAAUUGCCGCAAACUUGUAUAAGACCAAAUAUCAGGCAAAGCAAAAAGGUGUUGUAGGGAUAACAGUUGAUAUGGAUUGGAUGGUUCCAUAUUCCAAAUCGGAGAAAGACCGUGCUGCUGCGUUACGUGCCAUUGAUUUUAGAUUUGGAUGGUUCAUGGACCCCUUGACAAAGGGUCGCUAUCCCCUCAGCAUGCGCACUCUCGUACGAAACCGAUUACCCAUGUUCACCCCAGAGCAAUCGAAGCUGGUGAAGGGAUCAUACGACUUUAUCGGAUUAAACUACUACACUGCCAAUUAUGUUUUUGAUACACCUGAAAAUAAGUCUCUGAACAAAAGCUACUUGACAGAUGGUCUUCUUACUAAAACAGGUGAGCGCGACGGGGUCCUCAUUGGUCCACAGGCUGCCUCGGAUUGGCUCUAUGUCUAUCCUAGAGGAAUUUACGAUCUUCUUGUCUACACAAAAACCAAGUACGGUGAUCCAGUAAUUUACAUCACCGAGAACGGUAAUUUUCUCAACCUUUUUCAAUUAUUGUUGCAUAAAGUCGAUGAUGAAAUAUUCUUGGAUGUCCCAUUUUAUCUGAUUAAGCUAAACUGUAAUCGUUUAUUAGGAGUCAAUGAGCACAAUAAUGCCUCAAUACCUCUUAAGGAAGCUCUUGUGGACACCCACAGAAUUGAUUAUCAUUAUAGGCACCUUGCGUAUGUUCAUAAGGCGAUUGGGGACGGCGUGAGAGUUAAAGGAUACUUCGCUUGGUCAUUCUCGGACACCUUUGAAUGGUUUUCUGGUUAUACGAUUCGGUUUGGCAUCCACUUUAUCGACUUUGAGAACGGAUUGAAAAGACACCCUAAACUUUCAGCACAAUGGUUCAAGAAUUUCCUCAAGAAAUAGAAAUGAAGAUUUUCGCAUUACGAACUGCCUAUCAAUAAAUUGAGCAUGUAUCUCUUCACUAUGAGUAUUGUACUUUUUGAAUAAUGUAAUUUUCUUUCUGUAUUGGCUGAAACGCUUGCAGAAUAAUAAAUUGCUUUGCGGAUGGUCUCCGCCUUUUAUUA